Molecule: messenger RNA, 156 nt
Organism: Phytophthora nicotianae INRA-310
Lineage: Eukaryota; Oomycota; Peronosporomycetes; Peronosporales; Peronosporaceae
Exons: 2
Coding region: 1-156 (51 amino acids)
Source: RefSeq, a predicted model, not a curated record
AUGGUUGGUGUGACAGGGAUGAACACUACGAUUCAUGUAGUGCAGAGUUUCAUCCGCACUGAGGCUGGUAACGACUACACGUUGGCGCUCACCAAAUUGAAGAGGGUUAUGGACCGUGAGGAGAUUUGGUAUCUUCAGAAAACUGUGGUGUUGUAA